This is a messenger RNA of Nicotiana attenuata, 2513 nucleotides long. Its product is annotated as protein NETWORKED 4A. The transcript has 5 exons. Lineage: Eukaryota; Viridiplantae; Streptophyta; Magnoliopsida; Solanales; Solanaceae. Gene Ontology annotation, cellular component: vacuolar membrane. Bases 368 to 2206 code for a protein of 612 amino acids. Gene Ontology annotation, molecular function: actin binding. The record is from RefSeq and is a predicted model, not a curated record.
AUUAGUUUGGAAAGUUCGUCCCUGGGCAGUACCCAUAUCCCUUAUCGGCCCCCACUUUCCCACCACUUCCCCCACCCCUCCAUAAAAAGAGACGAAUUAAUAGUUCCAAGCAAAAGCAUCUCUCCGGAGAGUUUUUAGCAUUUUCCUCUCAAAUCAUUAGAUUUUCUUGUCUUUGCUUGCCCCCUCCCUCGUUUUAACACCAAGGCGUGAUAUGAGGAAGGCGUGAAUUUAGGCGGCGAUGUUCGUACGACAGCUGUGGGAUUAGAUAUUUCACGGUUGAUUAUCUUUCCGUGGACUGUGAACGCGUGGCAUUCACGAUAGGAGGGCAUAUUUUUUUUCUGCUUAUCUGAGAAACAAGUUGGACAGAAUGGCAUCAACUUUUGUAAAGUCCAAUAAGAUGAGGAGGAUGGAGUCGAAGAAAUCGCGCUCUUGGUGGUGGGACAGUCACAUUAGUCCCAAAAACUCCAAGUGGGUGCAAGAUAAUGUUGAACAGAUGGACCAGAAUGUCAAAAGGAUGUUGAAACUCAUUGAAGAGGAUGCAGAUUCAUUUGCUAAAAGGGCGGAAAUGUAUUAUCAGAAAAGGCCAGAAUUGGUCACACUAGUUGAGGAAUUCUACCGCAUGUACCGGUCAUUAGCCGAGCGAUAUGAUCAUGUGACUGGAGAGCUCCGGAAAAAUGUUCCUUCAGAUCUUCAAUCACAGGGGUCAGGCAUCUCUGACGUGGGUUCUGAACCACCCUCCAGGUUGCCCUCUCCAGAUCGGAGGCCUAGCCGCCCUAAACCUGGUCCUCGUGCUGCUGGAUUUGAAUUCUUUCUUGGCACAGGUGGAAGCAGCUCGGAUCUGGGUAAGGAAGGAGAUGAAUCGUCAACAUUAGAUUCUGAAUCAGAAUCAGAUGAUUCGUCUAUCAAUAAUUACUCAAGUACGCUGAGCACUGAUGAUGACCAAGGGUUGCGUAGGAAGAUUAGUGAAUUGGAGGUUGAGCUCCGCGACGUGAAAGAGAAGCUUCGCGCAAAUCAGGAAGAUAUCUCUGAAAGCUCAUUUAGGGGAUCACAUGUUGGCGGCAAUGAGAAUGCUCUCGCUAGAAUAGCUGGAUAUGAUGAAGAACUUAGAAAUGCAAAAGAAAAGAUUCGGUUAUCAGAAGAAGAGAUUAGCAGGUUGAGAAUUGAGCUUCAGAGGUAUGAAUCAGGGGACUAUGCAAGGAACAUCCAUGAGCUUAAUGCAGGACAGGAAGCUAAAAUUUCAGACGAGGAGAAUGCGAUAGAGGAAGAACCACAAGUUUUGGACCCAGAAUCUAAGAUCCGUACACUUGAGGAAGAAUUGAGGAGCACGAUAGAGAAGCUUCAUGAUUCAGAGAAGGAGGUGGAGCGCUUAAGAGAGGAACUUAAAAGCAACGGAUCCUCCAAUAAAUUACUUCAGGAUCAGCUUGGAUCAGCACAGAAAGAUGUUUCUGGCUGGAAAGCCAAACUUGAGAGAGAGAAAAGAGAAGUCUCAAAGCUGCAGGACCGAAUUGCGAGGUACAAAUCCAAUUUGUCAGACCGUGAUCAAGAAAUCAGAGGACUGAAAGAAUCAAUAUCAAAUGCCAACAAGGCUUUAGCAGAAGAAAACAUGCAGCUUCAAGGGGAGAUUACCAAAUUAUUAAAGGAACGAGCAUAUUUGGAGGAUAAUAUCAAAGAAAUGGAUCUACGCUGCCAAUCAUUAGAGGAGGAUGUUAGAAGAACUGCAGCGGGGAAAGAAGAAAUGGAGAUGCUGCUUAAAUCUGAAAUCGAGCAGUUAAAGUUUACCAUUGCUGAGAGGGAAAGCCAUAUUGAAGAACUGAACAGAAGCCUUGACACAUUAUCCCAGAAGUAUGACGUACUGGUAACAGAGAAAGAUGCCCUAAAUGCCAGAGUUGCCUGCCUUGAUGAAGAGCUAAGUUCUAAAGAUGAUCAGAUUGAUCAAAUGAACAACCAUUUGCACCAACUGCACAUCGAGCAUGUCGCGUUGAUUUCCGAAACUGAAGGGGCCCGUAAAACGGUAGAGGAGUUGAGGUCUAGGGUUAAAGAAUUGGAAAGAGAAGUAGAGAGACAAAAAGAAAUAGUUUCGGAAGGAGCAGAAGAGAAACGGGAAGCAAUUAGGCAGCUUUGCUUCUCACUCGAGCAUUAUAGAAAUGGUUACCAAAGGCUUCGGCAGGCUUUGGAACAUAAGAGACUACCUGUAAUGGCAUCCUAAGUCCAUUAAUGAUGAUGGGCAAACGUUAUGAUCGGGUUGUUUUUCAUCCCUUUUUUGUCCAAAACACCCUUUCACUGUCACCCUUUUUUGCUUUUGGUUUAGGGAUCAGUUCUCCUUUGUUCAAUGGUGAGCUUGGCAGCUCCUUUUGUAGUCAUUUGCCUUUCAGUGCUGUGGCUCUGUAAUUGCAGGAACAUGAAUUGUGGUUUGUUAUACACAGCUACUCUCCCAUACAUUUUCAUGGUUCGUACAAAAUCUGUUGUACUCUUCUCAUUCAACUUUUAUAUACUCGGGUCAUGGUAAAUUUUUA